Molecule: messenger RNA, 296 nt
Organism: Tupaia belangeri chinensis (Chinese tree shrew)
Lineage: Eukaryota; Metazoa; Chordata; Mammalia; Scandentia; Tupaiidae
Product: cytochrome c oxidase assembly factor 4 homolog, mitochondrial-like
Exons: 2
Coding region: 12-296 (94 amino acids)
Biological process (GO): mitochondrial respiratory chain complex IV assembly
Cellular component (GO): mitochondrial intermembrane space
Source: RefSeq, a predicted model, not a curated record
GACUCCCCAGGAUGUCAACCUCAGCCUCUCAAGGCCAUGCAUGGGCCCAACAGGUGAAGAAGGAAGAUGAGGAAAGGGAUCCACUGAACCAGCUCAUCUCCCACUCUGGCUUUGCUGCCUCCCACUUUGCAGUGCAGGAAGCCCAGCACCAAGACUGGCGGCAGUGCCAGCUGCAGGUGCAGGCCUUCAGGAAUUGCAUGAAUGAACAGCAGGCAAGAUGGCGAGAGGAACUACAGAGGAAGAAAGAGCAAGCCAGUGCCACUGCUAAGACCCCCAAACCACUUGUCCCUAGAUGA